UUUCGCUUUUUCUUAAAACGAGCUGGGUUAGACGAGCUGAUCCCAAACCAGCAGGAAACUCCCAAACCCGUUAGUCUUGGCGGUUUAUUUUGAUUGUACAUUACUCACCCCGACAAUGUAGCUGCUCGACUCACGAUAAAACCCUGUCUCUUACUCGCGUUCAUUUGAUUAUUUUUUAAAUUGGAAAGCUAUAAACAUUGCUGUAAAAUGGAUGAACAAGCGCGGGCUAUUUUACAGCGGAUUUUACGCAAACUCCCCAGCAAAAAGACUCCGAGCACCCUGAGAGCCUGGGGUUGUUUAUCAGCUGAACAGCUCGAGGAUCUGGACUACACUCAACCAAAAUGGCUGCUUUUGGAAAAUUUAAUCUCUAAAUGUGAGGAAAGCGGGCUGCGUUUAAAAGACGUGACGAAGCUGGAGAUGGUCUAUCACAUAGAGAACCCAAAUCAAGGAAAAUGGCAUGCGUUUAAACUCACUGAACCAGAAGAUGAAGCUGUUUCUGUGGAUUUCACCCAGUUUAAGGAGAUGUUCGUGGCUCAUUUGGAGGAAGUCGUCCAACAUGUAUCCAUCCGGAUGAAGAAGCAGGAAGACGGUGCCGUAUGGAUCCGGAUGGCGUGGGGUGAUAAUCUGACCAGACCCAACCACCUGAAACCAACCUACGCUGUUCAUUACCUCCAGACUCCCUACGUCUUCAUCCUGAACCUCUCAGCCAAGCACAAGCCUUUUCUCUAUCAGGCUUUAGUUCUGUCCAGCAGACACACCUCCAUAAACGAGGCUCACCUGAGUGGCAGGAGCCUCACUGCCAUGCGAGACCUGCUCAUGAAGCAGUACCAGCAGGUUUUCCCAAAUCAGGAACGGACCUUAAAGGAAAGGAACGCACCUCCUUCACAUCCUAAUAUUGAAAAGGAGCAUGCUGAGUCGGCUGAGAGAACACAUCAGAUGGCCUGCGAGGCUUUCGGUGACGGGACGGUGCCGAAACUGGAAACGGCCGUGUACAAGCUUGAAACCAGGUACCGAGGCAGCAGCAACGACACCCUGAGUGAUCGAGAUGAGCUCUUCAGAGGCGUGGUCAAGUUCUCCAGCCCCAACCUCCUGGAGUCUCUCCGGCACUGCGUGUCCACUGGGAUGGCUGAAGCCCCCGUCACUCCUCUGUUAUCCUCCAUCACACAGAAAGGAAGGAACUACUUCGUGAUCGCUGAGAAAGCUCCAGGAGCUACGAGCCAAACGCCUGCACGCUAGACUUAACCUGAUUCUUAUGGUGUUCUUAUGUAGAAUUUGUUUUACACUUAAAACUUAAAAGUAUGUUUUAAUCCAUUUUAAAGUUUUAAAUAAAGGUUUUUAAUGUUC
Hemibagrus wyckioides is the source of this 1344-nucleotide messenger RNA. RefSeq names its product centromere protein N (gene cenpn). Bases 208 to 1236 code for a protein of 342 amino acids. Gene Ontology annotation, biological process: CENP-A containing chromatin assembly; chromosome segregation. The transcript is spliced from 10 exons. The record is from RefSeq and is a predicted model, not a curated record. NCBI's taxonomy places the organism in Eukaryota, Metazoa, Chordata, Actinopteri, Siluriformes, Bagridae.